AUGGCGAGAAUUAUUUUGAAGCAUACAUUGAUUGGACUGGCCUUUCUGCACAAGAACGACAUCGUUCACGCGGAUUUACAGCCUGGAAAUAUACUUCCAGCCACUUCUGAAAUCGAUGCUCUCUGUGAAGAUGACUUGAAGCAAGAUCAGUCAGGCCAGGAUCACUACCCAAAGCCUCUCACUCUUCAACGAAUUGAUGGCCUCGAAGAUAUAUGGGCUCCUCGUCGCCUAUAUCUAGAUCAAUCACUUCUAAGAUAUACGCCUAUCGACUCCAGGAUGUUGUGGAAGAUCUCAGAUUUUGGUUCCGCGUUCUUGACUCAAACCCCUCCCAAAGCAGUAGUCACACCUGACGCUCUCAGAGCUCCGGAACUCAUAUUGGGAGGAGUAGUCAAUUCAAGCAUUGAUAUCUGGAGCUUCGGAUGCCUUGUUUACGAAUUUCUGACCGGAGACACGCUGUUUUGUGUUCCUAAGCUUGGUCCGAACGAAGAAGAGAGUGGUGACGAUGAUCAUCUGUUGCAGAUGAACGAUAUCUUGGGACCAUUGCCGGAGGCCUGGCUCAAACAUAAGUGGCCACGCGCCAACCAAUAUUUUGGUCCUAAUCGGGAGAGGUUGGAUCCGAACGCCGGCCAGAAUGCUGGUUAUCAGCAAGAACCAUAUAUCGACGAGCCUCUGGAGCUCUUAUUCGAGAAGAAUAAGCCCGAGGACAUGGAUGGGACAGAAGCAAGCGUGAUCACAUCUCUUAUCCGAAGCAUACUUCAGUAUGAUCCGUCACAGAGACCGUCAGCUGCAAAACUUCUAGAACACCCUUGGUUUCAAGACUGA
This is a messenger RNA of Exophiala spinifera, 822 nucleotides long. RefSeq lists its product as uncharacterized. The transcript has 2 exons. The coding region runs from base 1 to 822 and encodes 273 amino acids. Gene Ontology annotation, molecular function: protein kinase activity; ATP binding. The record is from RefSeq and is a predicted model, not a curated record. NCBI's taxonomy places the organism in Eukaryota, Fungi, Ascomycota, Eurotiomycetes, Chaetothyriales, Herpotrichiellaceae. Gene Ontology annotation, biological process: protein phosphorylation.